AUGCUGAUGAUGCGCCCGCGAUGGUGGAUUUCCCUUUUGUGCGUCUAUGGAUUGAUGCACGUCGGUCACCCGAGCAGCCCUAAUUUCCGGACUGGAGACGCCUUGUCGAGCUUGAAGGCUCUUCGUGAUGCGGGCAGGUUCGUCGGGAAGGAGGACACGGUGCCUCUCCGCCUGCUCUACAGCAGACACAACCUCAGCCAGAUCACAGAGGAUGAGCUCAGCACCAGGGUUAAAGCCAGCCCCGGCUCCACACAGGUGAACCAUGUGGCCCAAGCAUGCUUUCAAGUUGAUGCUUUUGGUCGAAAAUUUGUCUUGGAUGUGGAACUGAAUCAUGAUCUGCUGUCGUCAGGGUACGUGGAGAGGCAUUUGUCAGAGAAAGGGAAGACUGUCGUCACCAAUGGAGGAGAGCACUGCUACUAUCAGGGCAAGGUCAGAGACAUCCCUCACUCCUUCGUGGCCCUCUCAACCUGUCACGGAUUGCAUGGCAUGUUUUUCGAUGGCAAUCACACCUACAUGAUUGAACCUGGAGGACAGGGCAGCAGCAAUGGAGAUGUCCACAUUCACAUGAUUUACAAAUCUGGAGGUCAAGAGGGCCUUCGUGAUCUCUUAAACGGUGAUCUUCCAGAGCCGCCUUUUCCCAGCCCUCCAUUUCCUGGGUCGAAAGUUGUUCACAGAAGAAAAAAGAGACAGGCUCCACAAGUGUCACGAAGUGUAGAAGAUGAGACCAAAUACAUUGAGUUGAUGGUGAUUAAUGACCAUUUGAUGUAUAAGAAGCAUCGGCUUUCCGUUGGGCACACGAAUAACUAUGCUAAGUCAGUGGUCAAUAUGGCUGACAUGAUUUUCAAGGAGCAGCUUAAUACUCGCAUUGUGCUAGUCGCCAUGGAAACCUGGUCAGCUGACAACAAGUUCAACAUUGACGACGACCCCAUGGUGACCCUGAGGGAGUUCAUGAAGUAUCGGAAAGACUUCAUCAAAGAGAAAUGCGACUCUGUUCACCUCUUCUCAGGAAAUCGUUUUCAUAGCAGCUGGGGAGGAGCUUCCUACAUGGGAGGAGUUUGCUCCCUCACUAAAGGAGGGGGAGUCAAUGAGUACGGGAAAACAGAUGAGAUGGCCAUAACUCUGGCUCAGUCUCUUGGACAGAACAUCGGCAUCUUCUCUGACAAGAAGAGGAUCCUCAAUGGCGAGUGUAAAUGUGACGAUCGUUGGUCUGGCUGUAUCAUGGAUGAUGUUGGCUUCUACCUGCCCAAGAGGUUCUCCGACUGCAACGUGGAGGAGUAUCAUAACUUCCUGAACAGCGGUGGAGGAGCCUGUCUGUUCAACAAAACUAUGAAACUGUUAGACCCUCCAGUAUGUGGUAAUGGCUUCGUGGAGCCAGGAGAGGAGUGUGACUGUGGCAGCCCGGCAGAGUGUGCCAGAGAGGGAGACAACUGCUGUAAAAUGUGCACCCUGACCCAAGGAUCCAAGUGCAGCAAUGGACUCUGCUGCAAUAACUGUCAGAUGGAGUUCAUGGGAGUUGUGUGCCGAGACGCAGUGAACGACUGCGACAUCCCAGAAAACUGCACAGGAAACUCCAGCCAGUGUCCACAAAAUGUGCAUAAGAUGGAUGGCUACACUUGUGAGAAGGACCAGGGUCGCUGCUUUAAUGGCAGGUGUAAAACCAAAGACAGACAGUGCAAGUACAUUUGGGGAGAGAAGGCAACAGCAGCUGAUAAAUUCUGUUACGAGAAGCUCAACAUCGAGGGCACAGAGAAGGGUAACUGUGGGAAGGACAAGGACACUUGGAUCCAGUGUAACAAACAGGAUGUUCACUGUGGGUACCUGCUGUGCUCCAAUAUAUCACCUGGCCCACGCCUGGGAGAACUACAGGGAGGGCUGACCUCCUUCUCUGUAGCCCGGCACAGUGCUUCUCUGGACUGCAGUGGUGCACAUGUGCUGAUCGAUGGAGACACUGACCUGGGUUACGUCGAGGAUGGGACGGCCUGCGGGACAGACCAAAUCUGUUUCAAUCACAAAUGUCUCCCCAUCCAUCAGUUCAACUUCAGCACCUGCCCUGGGACCACAGACAAAAUCAUCUGCUCUGGACACGGGGUGUGCAGUAAUGAGCUGAAGUGUGUGUGUUACCUGGGCUGGGCAGGAGAGGACUGUAACUCCACGUCUCCUCUCAGUUAUCUGGUGGUGGGACCCACUGCCGCAGUUUCAGGUAUCACCAGUACCAACAUCAUCAUCGGGGCCAUCAUGGGCUCCUUCCUCUUCCUCGCCCUCAUACUGGCUGUUACAGCCUGGUGCUACAAGAGCUACAAGCAGAGAUGCUAUGUCGAGUCAGAGGUUCAUCGAAGAUUCUGCCGGCAAAUGCCUCCAGGUGAUUAUGUAACAAAGCCUGGAGAUGCAGACUCAUUUUACAGUGACAUGCCGCCUGGCGUCAGCACAAACUCAGGCUGCAGCUCCAAGAAGAGGUCAGCCUGCCUGUCGCACCUGCAGAUUUGCACCCUGUCCUUCACUCCCUCCAUCGCAUCCAUUUCUCAGAACAUCUCUCUGUUUGGCUUCAGAUCUAAUGGCCUGUCCCACUCAUGGAGUGAGAGAAUCCCAGAUGCCAAACACAUCUCUGACAUCUGCGAAAAUGGGCGACCGAGGAGCAACUCGUGGCAAGGAAAUCUGAGUGGUAAUCGUAAGAAACUGAAAGGAAAGAAGUUCCGUGCUCGCUCUAACUCCACAGAGUAUUUAACCCCUCGCUUCAAAACAGAGUUUUAUGAUGUAACUAAAUGGGUAGAAGAUGUGAAUAGAAACACUCAAGGACCGUAUCUUAGGACACUAUCCCCUGCCAAGUCCCCCACAUCCUCUACAGGAUCUAUUGCAUCCAGCAGGAGAUACCCUUACCCUAUGCCCCCCCUCCCCGAUGACCAGAGGAAAGCCAACAGGCAGAGCGCAAGGCUGUGGGAGACUUCAAUAUAA
Messenger RNA from Scomber scombrus (Atlantic mackerel), 2949 nucleotides. RefSeq names its product ADAM metallopeptidase domain 22 (gene adam22). Gene Ontology annotation, cellular component: postsynaptic density membrane. Gene Ontology annotation, biological process: proteolysis. NCBI's taxonomy places the organism in Eukaryota, Metazoa, Chordata, Actinopteri, Scombriformes, Scombridae. The transcript is spliced from 32 exons. The coding region runs from base 1 to 2949 and encodes 982 amino acids. The record is from RefSeq and is a predicted model, not a curated record. Gene Ontology annotation, molecular function: metalloendopeptidase activity.